GGGACGCGCAGUUUGCUCCCGGCGCGUCGCAGCCUCCCGAGCUUGGGUCCCUGCGGUCCUGCGGUCCUUCUGGGUCCCAGAGGCCGCACAGCCCCGCUCGGGAACUUCAGUUCUCUCCCCGCCACCAUGACUUCGCCAGAGGACCCUCUGCGCCCAGACCAGAUGGCAAAGGAGCCAGUGGAAGACACAGACCCCAGCACUUUGUCUUUCACCAUGUCAGACAAAUAUCCCAUUCAAGAUACGGGACUCCCCAAAGCUGAGGAGUGUCAUACAGUAACUUUGAACUGCCCACCAAGUCCUGAUGAUCAACAUGAGGGAGAAGCAAAUGACUUCCCGGACAGUACUGGAAAUCCCCUGUCAGGUGUCAGUGAAGGCCAGCCCUGUAAGGAAGGCUGUACUUGUUCCUCCUGCUCGCCCCGGGCCCCCACCAUCAGUGACUUGCUCAACGAUCAGGACUUGCUGGAUGUGAUCAGGAUAAAGCUGGAUCCGUGUCACCCAACCGUGAAGAACUGGAGGAAUUUUGCCAGCAAAUGGGGCAUGCCCUAUGAUGAACUCUGUUUCCUGGAGCAGAGGCCCCAGAGUCCCACCCUGGAGUUCUUGCUCCGCAACAGCCAGAGGACGGUGGGCCAGCUGAUGGAGCUCUGCCGAGUCUACCACAGGGCUGACGUGGAGAAGGUGCUGCGCAGGUGGGUGAAUGAGGAGUGGCCCCGGCGGGGGCGAGUGGAGCACCCCACAUACUUCUAGAGCCCCCUUCUGCCACUGGCCUUGUUACUCUCGGAACGAUCACGGUCACAAAGACUAUGCACCUGCUCUUAGGACUUGUGGGUGAGGACGUGAAAUGGUGGGCAGUGGGUGUCCCAGGAGCUGGUGGUUGGUGGAGGGUAGGCUCUGUUUUGGUGGCAGGAAUUUUUUUUUUUUUUUUGCACAUCUGUUUUAAUUUAAUAUUUGAAACUGGAAUGGGAAAGAAUAUUCUGUAGGCUCACACUGGAGCUAAAGCCUACAGGCAGGAUGAAAUCAUGCCAGGAUGGAAAUAAAAUGACCCUCUUUGAGUACUGCUGAGGAUCUCAGUGGGGUCCCAGACUGUUGGUGACCUCGGACAUGUGUGUUUCAUCCCCUGCCCUCAGCAUCAGCACUCUCCUGACAGAUGAAGAAGCUUGGAGGAGUCAUCCCCAUUCUGCCCUCCUGUUGCUAUUUCUGUUGUAAAGUGUUUAGGUGUUUAACAGCAUGAUGUAGCUAGAAUGUAGGUGCCAUCUUAUUUUUAAUCAAAUAUUUUUGUAAUCUGUGACCUAUCAAGAGUGCUAUUUGCUUUGGUACUUUUUAAGCAAUGACAACAUCGAUGGUUACGGGAGGGCUGUUAGUAAGCACUAUAGGAAUGGCAUUGACGAAGAAUAAUAUUCAAAAUGUCCUCUGUUACCUACAUUUUUUUUUUCAAUGCUGGGAAUGCUAGGCAAGGGCUCUGUCACUAAGCCAUAGCCUCAACCCUGUUAUCACGAUUUUUUUAACUUAAUUUUAUUGAUGAGGAAAUGGCUCAGUGGAUAAAGCACUUACAACACAAGUUUGAAUACCUGAGUUUGGAUUCCAGGAACCCAUGUAAAAAGUAGACUCUAUAAUGAGCGCUUUCAUGAUGAGAAAGGAGGGGAGAUGGGAGAAAUGCAGGGAAUCUCACAGACCAUAGCUGGAUGAACACAGCCCUAAACAGUGAGACACCCUGCACAUGCACUGUAGCAUGUGUGUGACCACACUCACAAAAGAACAUGUGCAUACGUGCACAAAAUUAAUUGUGGUUUCCUUUCAUGUAAGGCUGAGUGUUCCAUCCCUAAGGUGGAACUCAGUUAACUGAUAAAUAAAAUUCACCUAACCUGCAUCCAGCACUUACUGCCGCAGCUGAAAACAAGACCCAAUAAUACUACAUAGUAGGAUGGCCAAGAAGGAGGCUAACGGUUGAUCCUGGAGGGAUGGUGAACGUUAAAACCCAAAUUCUUAGAGGUCUUGGAUCUAAUGAAAAAAUGUGUCCGAGGGACACUCAGUGCUUUUAUUUGGUAAUUUUUGGGGACAAGGAGGGUUGUCAUAGGAGAGGUCAAAUUUUCUAGGUGCUUUGAGGGGGAAAAAAAAGGACAAAAGUAGGCCUUUGGUUUGAUUAACAAUUCUAUGAAUGUGCUAUUUGGUGUUUGUUGUGGGUCAACCCCUUGGUUAAUUUGUGGGCAUCCUGAAUUGAUUUCUGAGUUAAAUAAGCAAAAGGAAAAAUAAUGCUGAGUACAUACAAUAUAGAGAUUAACUCUGAAGAAAAUAAUUUUCUAAACCACUGUUUGUAUUUUGGUUUUUUUUGGUAACAAUCAUGGUGGCUUUCCGUAGGUUGCUGAUUAGUAAAGUCACCUUCCCACUUGAUGUGAACUCUGAGCAGCAAACGUCCACUUACUACGGAGACUUUCUAGUCAGUUCUGAGUCAGUGUAAUUCACACCCUCUCAUCUUCCUGGGUCAGAUCUGCCAGAUACGUGUCCUCCAUAUCACCAGGUAUACUUAAAGUAAAAGCCAUAAUAAAAUCCAGAAAUUAAAAAAACAAAUCCUCCUGUAAAACUGUGUUCCAAGAGGCAGCUCUUACUCAUAUCGUUGGGCGUUGCAGUGUUCCACGCACUGGAUUUGAUGCUUGGCUUCCUUGUUUACUGUUGUGCUGGUGAUAUUCUGUUGUCAACUUGAUCUGAUUAGGAAUCCACGGACAUUCCUCUUGGGUGGGUCUCUGAGGUUGCUUCCAGGAAGGCUUGGUUGGAGGAGGAAGCCCUUCUGCCAGAGUGAGCUACCCGCCUGGUGGUGGGCUUUGUGUAAGGAAGCCCAGGGAGAAAGAGCCCCU
Molecule: messenger RNA, 2846 nt
Organism: Jaculus jaculus (lesser Egyptian jerboa)
Lineage: Eukaryota; Metazoa; Chordata; Mammalia; Rodentia; Dipodidae
Gene: Edaradd
Product: EDAR associated death domain
Exons: 6
Coding region: 127-744 (205 amino acids)
Biological process (GO): signal transduction
Molecular function (GO): protein binding
Source: RefSeq, a predicted model, not a curated record